UCCUGCACGGUGUUGGGCUGUAAGCACAACCUCCACCUGUGGACGUCGGGCCCUCAUACCACCCUCAUGGAGUCUGUUUCUGACCGUUUGAGCAGACACAUGCACAUUUGUGGCCUGCUGGAGGUCAUUUUGCAGGGCUCUGGCAGUGCUCCUCCUGUUCCUCCUUGCACAAAGGCGGAGGUAGCGGUCCUGCUGCUGGGUUGUUGCCCUCCUACGGCCUCCUCCACGUCUCCUGAUGUACUGGCCUGUCUCCUGGUAGCGCCUCCAUGCUCUGGACACUACGCUGACAGACACAGCAAACCUUCUUGCCACAGCUCGCAUUGAUGUGCCAUCCUGGAUGAGCUGCACUACCUGAGCCACUUGUGUGGGUUGUAGACUCCGUCUCAUGCUACCACUAGAGUGAAAGCACCGCCAGCAUUCAAAAGUGACCAAAACAUCAGCCAGAAAGCAUAGGAACUGAGAAGUGGUCUGUGGUCACCACCUGCAGAACCACUCCUUUAUUGGGGGUGUCUUGCUAAUUGCCUAUAAUUUCCACCUGUUGUCUAUUCCAUUUGCACAACAGCAUGUGAAAUUGAUUGUCAAUCAGUGUUGCUUCUUAAGUGGACAGUUUGAUUUCACAGAAGUGUGAUUGACUUGGAGUUACAUUGUGUUGUUUAAGUGUUCCCUUUAUUUUUUUGAGCAGUGUACUUAAUGUUACAGACAAAAAGACAUCCAAAACCUUGUCGUUAUCCUUAACAAGGAAGCUGGGCUGUGUCUGUGUUUGGUCUACUUUUCUCUUUGCUCCUACACAGUGGUGCCAUAGCAUCAUUAUCUCUAGACAGCUGUCUUUUUUCGCAGAGAAGUCAACCUUCAGAGAGGCCGACAGCUACUACGUGAAGGCAAAGUGUCCGAGGCCAGAGACUGUUUUUCUCGCUGUGUAAACAUCACCCCAACCAUGGCUCAUAAUCUUAUUAAGGCUGCACGAGCAAGAGGAGUGGACUGUGUUGUGGCCCCAUAUGAAGCUGAUGCUCAGUUAGCUUACCUCACUAAAUGUGGUUUGGCCCAGGCUGUCAUCACAGAAGACUCUGACCUGCUGGCAUUUGGCUGCAAAAAGGUCAUCCUUAAAAUGGACAAGCAGGGCAAUGGACUGGAGAUAGACCAAACUAACAUGGGCCGCUGUCGUGCUCUGGGCAACGUUUUUACAGAGGAGAAGUUUCGCUACAUGUGCAUCCUCUCUGGAUGUGACUAUCUGGCCUCCCUACAUGGCAUCGGCCUAGGCAAGGCAUGCAAACUGCUGCGAUUGGCCAAAGACCCUGAUAUCCUCAAGGUGAUCAGAAAGAUGGGCCAGUACCUGAAGAUGAAUCUAGUGGUCCCUGAACAGUACAUCGCGGGAUUCAUCAGAGCCAAUAACACCUUCCUCUACCAGCUGGUGUUUGACCCAGUCAGGAGGAAGGUUGUACCCCUCAACCCGUACCCAGAGCACAUAGACCCGGCCACCCUCAGCUACGCUGGACUCAAUCUAGGAGAUGAACAGGGCUUGCAGAUGGCCUUAGGAAACCUUGACAUCAACACCAUGGAGAAGAUAGACGUCUUCAACCCAGACAAACCCAUUCCACAGCUUUCUAAACCCAGUAGUCGCAGCUGGAAUGAUUCACCAGCCCCCACUGGGCACAGUAUCUGGAGUGGAGGCUUAAAGCCAGCACCUGCUGCCUCCCCAAACAGGCCUGCCUCUACCAGGGGGAAGGAGAGAAUCACCAGCCUGGAUGGUCUGAGGCUGUCCUGCAGAGAACUGCAGGUGAAAAGACUGCGAGAAGACUCCAAUGUAUCCGACGAGGAUGUGCUGCAGCAAUACUCGUCAUCCAGUCAGAAGCGAUCCAGGUCAGACCAGCAUCCAGACAAACCAACAUUAACCACUCCACCCCGACCACGCAACCGCUUUGCCACCCUGCUGCAGAGGAGGAACCAGGAAGCUGAGGAAGAUGGCCAAGCCACGUGCAGCAGAUUCUUCAGCAUUUCCAGUUCAGCAGCCAGUCUGAGCACUAAGGAGACUGCUCAAGAGGGUUUACCUCAGGGUGGGAGUCUCACCCAGGAAAAUACACUCAGCAUCCAGACCAAUGACAGCGAUGGUCCUGAUGUCCCAUCUAUGGAAACCCCCAGCCCACCUCCACCACCUAGCAUCACAUCUCUCAGUUCAGCCAGUCAGGGUCUCAGGCUGUUUCAAUGGUCAGGCAGCUCCUCUUCGACUGAACAAUCGAGAACGCCAAAGUCAACUUCAGGCCUAACCUCCCUGCAGCAGUUUCAGUAUAAGAGGGAGAGUUUUCCCCUAUUCACAAAGACCCACAGACCCCCUGGAGACAUGUCACCUCUACGUUACUCCUCCUCUGACGGAAACACAGAGGAAAAUAAUGACUUUCCAGGUUCCACCUGCUCCCAGGACAGUGCCUACUUUUCCCAGUCCCAGCCUUACCUCACUUCGUGCCACAAAGAGGAAGUCCUCACCCACAGCUUCCCCUCCUCGUACCAAGACGAUACUGCAACUGAAAUGAGAUCAAGCAAAGAUUCUGAGCCAGAGCAGAGUCCCACACACUCAAUAGAAGAAGAUAAGAAACUUAGCAUGCUCAGGUCAAAGGUUUCAGGUCUGUUGAAGCCACAGUCCAGCAAUCAGCGUCAAGCAUCAAAAGAGCGACUGUUUGGCCCGGCCAGGGCCAGUGGACUGAGGAAAAAGUCUUUGGGUUUUGGAAAGAAAACAGUUUCCUCCAAUAAUGAGAACAACCCUGGUGUCCAGGCCACCAUCAGCAGCCUCUGGAAGAACUUCAGCUUCAAAAAGGAUACCCAGAAGGUGAUUCCCUCUAAGAAAGGAGAGCCCAUGUCUCCUGUGAAAGACAACCUGCCGGCAAACUCACCUCAGACUGACAUUAAUUUAAUCAGCAGCUUCUGAAAGAUGCUUUAAAUGUUUCACACAGUGCUAAGUGCUGUGUGUGGGACUGAAGCUUUUAAACAUACCACUUAUGUUAAUGAUUUCUUGACAAGUUGUAUUUCUUAAUGUAUAGUUUUUAAUAAAGCAACUGGCCUGCAA
This is a messenger RNA of Epinephelus lanceolatus (giant grouper), 3055 nucleotides long. The record is from RefSeq and is a predicted model, not a curated record. Lineage: Eukaryota; Metazoa; Chordata; Actinopteri; Perciformes; Serranidae.